Vitis riparia (riverbank grape) is the source of this 1108-nucleotide messenger RNA. Its product is annotated as chorismate mutase 2. Gene Ontology annotation, biological process: chorismate metabolic process; aromatic amino acid biosynthetic process. The record is from RefSeq and is a predicted model, not a curated record. The transcript is spliced from 5 exons. Gene Ontology annotation, cellular component: cytoplasm. Bases 153 to 899 code for a protein of 248 amino acids. Lineage: Eukaryota; Viridiplantae; Streptophyta; Magnoliopsida; Vitales; Vitaceae. Gene Ontology annotation, molecular function: chorismate mutase activity.
UAACUACCCAAUUUCCGCCAGUCACGCCCACGGCCUAUCCUUUUUCGUUCUUUUUUCCUUAUUUAAAGCCCCAACCUAAUCCUCCUCACAAGUUUGAAUUGUGUACGUUUUGGCUGCUGAGAAAAUUUUGUUUACUGACCCAUAUACAAAAAAUGGACCUUGAAUCAGUGAGAGACUCUUUGAUCAGGCAAGAGGAUACCAUCGUUUUUAGCCUCAUUGAGAGGGCCAAAUUCCCCAUCAAUUCUUGGGCCUACUCUCCCCCUCAGAAUGGAGUUGAUGCUUUUUCUGCCUCCUCUUUCCUUCACUCCUUUGUCAGGGAAUCCGAGGCUCUUCACGCUAAGGCCGGUAGAUAUGAGAACCCAGAAGAAAAUCCCUUUUUCCCAGAUGAUUUACCACCUUCAAUGGUGCCAACCCAUGAUUAUAAGCAGGUUUUGCAUCCUGCAGGCUCUUCCAUUAAUGUAAACAAGACUAUAUGGGAUAUAUACUUAAACAAACUGCUUCCAUUGUUUGCUGCUGAGGGCGAUGAUGGCAACUAUGGACUAACUGCAGCUUGUGAUCUUGCGUGUUUGCAGGCCAUCUCUAGAAGGAUUCACUAUGGAAAAUUCGUGGCCGAGGUUAAAUUCAAGGAAUCCCCAGAAGAAUAUGGGCCUGCAAUCCAUGAUCAGGAUAGAGCAGGUCUGAUGAAAAUGUUGACAUUUGAGAGAGUAGAAGAGAUGGUGAAGAGAAGGGUGGAGAAGAAAACUAUGGUUUUUGGACAGGAAGUGAGCCUGAGCAACGAUAGCAAAAGCAAAGAAACCUAUAAAGUCGAUCCCUCCGUGGUUUCUCGGCUGUAUGAAGAAUGGGUGAUGCCACUCACCAAGCAAGUCCAAGUUGAGUAUCUUCUUCGCCGGCUUGACUGAAAUCCUGGGGAGUAGUUUGUAUGCAUAAUUUUGAUCAAUUUGAUCAUCAAGUAAUACUUGUUGCAAAAUAAAAUGCAGUUGAUGUAUUUGCCAAAAGAUAUCUCUGUAUUUGCUGAUGAAGAACCAUCAAAUUUUAUAUGAAGAUGUAUUUAGGCAUAUGGCAUUAUAUUUGUGUUACAAAUAUAUGAAUAAAAAGAAAGUUUCAUUAC